Messenger RNA from Rosa chinensis, 1549 nucleotides. RefSeq names its product GDSL esterase/lipase 1. NCBI's taxonomy places the organism in Eukaryota, Viridiplantae, Streptophyta, Magnoliopsida, Rosales, Rosaceae. The transcript is spliced from 5 exons. The record is from RefSeq and is a predicted model, not a curated record. Gene Ontology annotation, molecular function: hydrolase activity, acting on ester bonds. The coding region runs from base 161 to 1273 and encodes 370 amino acids.
ACGGUGUUAGACUCUGAAAAAUGAAAACCUUCAAGAAGCUUCAUCUUGAUAUAGUGUCUGACUAGUUAAUAUUGGGUUUGAAUUUUCCAAACUGAAUCAGAAACCCACCUAUAUAUAUAGAUCUCAAACAGAUGAGAAGUUUAUACGUACAAAAAAGAGAAUGGCAACUUCUUCUAGAUUUCAGGUAUAUGUCCUGGCUUUUUGUGCAACCCUUCUUAUUCAAAGUGGCUGUUAUGGCCAUUCUGUGCAUCAGAGAAAACAUACAGCCUUGUUCAUCUUCGGGGAUUCAACAUUUGAUGUUGGAAAUAAUAACUACAUAAACACUUCCACUUACUUUCAAGCAAAUUUCUUCCCAUAUGGGGAAACCUUCUUCAGCCACCCGACUGGUAGGUUCUCCGAUGGUCGUCUAAUCCCAGAUAUCAUUGCUGAAUAUGCAAACUUGCCAAUGAUUCCACCAUACUUACAGCCGGGUUUCGACAACUAUACUAAUGGGGUGAACUUUGCAUCUUCUGGGGCUGGUGUUCUAGCUGAAACUCAUCAAGGAUUUGUGUUGGACCUUAAAACUCAACUGGGUUAUUUCAAAAAUGUGGAGAAGCAGUUGAGGCACAGACUAGGUGAAGCAGAAGCUCACACAUUGUUGUCCGAAGCUGUUUACUUGAUUGCCAUCGGAAGCGGUGAUUACUCUUUCCCAUUCAUAGCGAAUUCAAGUUUGUUCGAGUCUCACACACAUGAAGAAUAUGUUGGCAUGGUGAUAGGAAACCUUACAAAUGUGAUCAAAGAAAUAUACGAGAAAGGAGGAAGAAGAUUUGGGAUUAAAGGCAUUGGGAAUUUGGGUUGUAUACCGGGCUUGAGAAUAGUUAAACCAGGAAACACAAGCACCUGUAAUGAAGAAGUAAAUGCACUUUCAAAACUCCACAAUAGAGUACUUGCUAAAGCCCUCCUGGAGCUGAAAGGACAGCUUCAAGACUUCAUAUACUCGAAUCCAAAUUUAUACCCUUACGCAGAUGACGUAGUUCAUAAUCCAUCAAAAUAUGGUUUCAAGGAAGCAGAGAUGGCAUGCUGUGGCUCUGGUCCAUUAAGAAGAAUUAGUAGCUGCGGAGGGAAGCGAGGUGUGACUGAGUAUCAGUUAUGUGACAAUGUUACUGACUAUGUCUACUUUGAUUCCGGCCAUCCCACAGAAAGGUAUAACCAGAAACUUUCGAAGUUAUGGUGGAGCCAUACUCCUGAUGUCACAGGACGUUACAUCAAUUUGAAAGAGCUAUUUGAAGUAUAGAAUAAGAAUUGUGAUGCAACUUAUCAGUUGAACUUAUGUUCCAGUUAGUUGAAGUAUAGAAUAAGAAUUGGGAUCCAUUUUAUGUUCCAGUUAUUUGAAGUAUAGAAUAAGAAUUGGGAUACAUCUUAUGUUCCAAGUUAUGGUGGAGCCAUACUCCUGAUGUCACAGCACGUUUAUAUCAAUUUGAAAGAGCUAGAGCUGUUUGAAGUAUAGAAUAAGAAUUGGGAUACAUCUUAUAUUCCAGUAAUGGACUCAAAUUUCAAGUUUACCAUAGCA